Messenger RNA from Penicillium argentinense, 2193 nucleotides. RefSeq lists its product as uncharacterized. Lineage: Eukaryota; Fungi; Ascomycota; Eurotiomycetes; Eurotiales; Aspergillaceae. The annotation marks the transcript as partial. The record is from RefSeq and is a predicted model, not a curated record. The transcript is spliced from 5 exons.
AUGACACUCGAUCGAGAUUUUACUCUAAUCGAUUUAGACGGCAUCGACAAUAAGGAAAUACGUCGCCAUGUCUUACCGCGGACAGAAAAUGGCUAUCAGCGAGCUUUGGCUUUCUUUGACAAAUUCGUUGAGUUACACCCAUGCUCCAAGAGUCCGCCAAACAUUCAAAACAGCAAGGGGUUCUUAAAAUGGUAUGCUGUGAAUACGCGCGGUCGCAUCGAAGAAAAGCCUACCGUAGAAGCAUUGCAAAGUCUCCGCCGAGACUUCCAGGCUGGAAUGCAGAAGAUGAGGGGCUUUUCAUUCUCCCCAGAGCAUUCCACUACACUUGGAGAGUAUAUCAUCGGAUCCCUACGACCAUUUUUAUCCACGGCAGAAAUGGACAAAAAUGGGUUUUCUCCGAAUGACCUGAUGAUUCUCAUGACACAGCUUUGGUGUCAGGAUUCCCAUGAAUACCGUGGAGAUCCUCCAGAUCGAACGAGAGUUCAACUCAGUGCUGCAAUUUUACUUUAUUGCUUUACGUCUGCAAGAACUGGGGAGGUCCAUGAGUCAACUACACGCCGUGGCCUAGCCCGGCAAGCUAAUGAAAAAUGUUCGGAUGAGACACUUGAGGCCCGCACAUUGGCAGCGUGUUACAAGAAUUUUACGCUUACUAUCGAAAUGGUGGAUCAACAGCCGAUGCUUGUUCUCACAUACCAAAGAGAGUUCAUCAAGGGGUAUUGGAGAAAGACAGGAUGGGAAAUCCCUAUCCAUGCCUUUUAUGAAACUUACAGAGAGGACACGUCGCUAUUUCUGAACCUCUUGACAUUUUUCUUGCCUAUGGCAGUUGCAGAUAAUGCGCUAGAGAACUAUUCCUCUGUCAGUGCAAUUCUAGACGCGGCUGAGGCUUAUACAAAAGGAACUACCCAGAACAAGGUUUUAGAGGUGAUCAAGUUCAGAAACGAAGUCCUUGAUAUCCCAAUCUUUCGCCAGUAUACCGAAUUGCGCAUUACGAAAAGUACUGGCAGAUCUCGCGGUACCGACGCAUUUGGCAAAAGUCUUGUUGGACUAGGACAUCGCAGCGGAUACACUCGAAAUAUUACGGUCCGGGCCUGUCGCAGAUGGGCGCUCAUGCAAGCAGACAAGAAUCACAGUGAGACGGCGAGAAUGAAAUUUGGCGGCCAGACAAAACGAGAGACAUUUGGAAGGUCAUACGCCCAUCCAGUGAGUGAGGUCGAUGGACCCGCCAACUUCCUUGGGAUCGCAACUCGUGAAGAACACAUCCAAAAUCGACGUGGAAUGGGGAUCCAUCACAGAUUCGACCUUUGCCAGUAUGUCCCCGCAAAGGCACAAAUCGAAUUCCAGAACAGAGAGGAUGUGAAAAGCUUAAGCGCAGAGAUGUAUUCUCUCAGUGAAUGCCUGCAAGCUACCACAGAGUCCCACGCUAGGCACAAUAUACAGAAGGCCCAGAAGUCGGUUUACAGCAAAAUCCAACGUCUUUACAAAGAUGCAGUGGAUCUCAUUCAGAAGUCACAAAACAAAGAAGGCCUUAGUCACAACAACAUUGCGAAAAAGUCCCUUUUUCACUAUCGUCGUCGGGUCAUGCCUUACAGAGAUAUUCUUGCUGAGCUGCUCCCGAGAAAGUGCUCACUACGGGACUGCCAUGGUCGAGAGGCUCUGCAAGCACUUGAGCAUCUAUGCUUAGAGGAUACAACAGUUGCAUAUCGCAACUCUCUCAAGCCCAAGAACGGUAAAUGUAUUUGUGGAGUCCUAAUGAAAGAUUAUAUGUCACACCGACAAUGGCUUCACCUCUAUAGAUGCCACAAAGCUUAUUAUAGCUGUCACAAUAAGCUGCAGUUCACAGAAAUGUGCUUUGAAUGUGAUAUCUGGUUCACAGAUGCUGGCGAGUGGGAGACUCACUGCUCUCAACAUCUUGAAAAGCCGACAACACUGCUUCGCUGUGAUCCUUUGAUCUUUCGCAACGCUCCCAUCAAAGCAGGCUUUUGUCCCUUUUGUUUGGGAAACAAGGAUCUUUCUUCUUCGAGAAGAAUGUUUCAAUUUAUCAUAAGCCCACCAGCAUGGCAUUCGCAUAUUCAAGGCCACUUGACAGAAUUGAACAGUUUUAAAUGUACUCAUCCGGCCUGUUUACUUGACUUCGAUGACAAAGAGCUGCUUAUAUUUCACCUUAUGGAUACUCAUUGCUGGCACCCAAGGAAA